Messenger RNA from Mesorhabditis spiculigera, 408 nucleotides. NCBI's taxonomy places the organism in Eukaryota, Metazoa, Nematoda, Chromadorea, Rhabditida, Rhabditidae. The record is from the annotation of a GenBank genome assembly.
AUGUCCCUCAACGACUUCGCCGGCACCUGGGUCCAGUCCCACCAGGAGAACUUCGAGGAGUACAUGAAGGAAGUCGGAGUCGGUCUCAUUACCCGCAAGGCUGCCGCUAACCUCAAAGUCACCCUCCAUAUUACCGUCGAUGGCCAAACUCUUACCUGCCGCCAAGAGUCCACCCUGAAGAACUAUGAGAUCACCUUCACCAUCGAUAAGGAGCUCGAGGAGGAGACGGCUGACGGCCGCCACUUCAAGACUGUUUUCACCUUUGAUGGGCACAAGAUCCACCAGAAGCAGACGCCCAUCAAAAGCAGUGAUAAGCCCUCCGAAAUCACCCGAUGGAUCGAGGGCAACGAGCUUCACAUUGAGAUGGUUAGCGGAUCGGUCAAGGCCACUCGCGUCUACACUAAGCAA